Molecule: messenger RNA, 7567 nt
Organism: Rhineura floridana
Lineage: Eukaryota; Metazoa; Chordata; Lepidosauria; Squamata; Rhineuridae
Gene: ADGRA1
Product: adhesion G protein-coupled receptor A1
Exons: 20
Coding region: 377-4342 (1321 amino acids)
Biological process (GO): cell surface receptor signaling pathway; G protein-coupled receptor signaling pathway
Cellular component (GO): postsynaptic density; glutamatergic synapse; plasma membrane
Molecular function (GO): protein binding; G protein-coupled receptor activity
Source: RefSeq, a predicted model, not a curated record
CAACCUUUUCUCCUCAGCCACACUUUUUUUAAAAAAGGGGAAAAAAUAUUCCGGUGAGCGGCUGAGAGGCGGGCGGCUUUGCGUGUUGCUACUGCAAAGAGGGAGCCAAGUUUCUGUCGGUGGGGUCCGCCCAGCGGCGUUGUCAGGGCGAGGGGGCGCCUCCCCGCCCAUGCCCACUGCAGCGGAGAGAAGGAGGCGGAGGCGUGGUGGUGGACAGUGAACCCCCUUUGCCUGCCACGGGCUGCUGUGCGUGCCGACUAUGCCAUGAGAGUUUCAGCAACUGCUGCCGCCGCCACCUCCUCCUAUUGCUCCACAGACACCCAAACGCAGGAGAGCCGAGGCGCCGCCGGAGUGGCGGCCGCCGCUCGCCCUCGCCAUGCACGGGCUGUGCUGCUGCCUCUGCUUGGUGGCGGCCGCUGUGUCGGGGCUGUCGGUGGCCAACAGGAAUUGCCCGGACCUCGUCGUUGACAGCUGCCUCUGCGCCGCCGAGCGGUCCAAGGGACCCGGCCGUCAAACCGUCCGCAUCAAAGUUGUCUGCAGCGGAGGAGAGUUGGUGGAAACUUUGCAGCCUUCCUUAUUGCCCAACCGCACGGUGUCCCUAAUUCUGAGUAAUAACAAGAUCUUGUGGUUAAAGAACAACUCUUUCAUUGGACUGAGAUCCCUGGAGAGACUGAUCUCUUCAUGUAUACAGAGAUACAGGCACAGCUUAGGAAAUCAGAAAUCAGAAAUAGAUCUGAAGAAUAACUUGAUUAGUACUAUUGAGCCUGGGGCCUUCUAUGGACUUUCAGAACUGAAGCGUCUGGAUCUUUCUAAUAACAGAAUUGGCUGUUUAACACCUGAAAUAUUUGUCGGCCUUAAAAACCUUCAUAAAUUGAAUUUAUCAGGGAACAUUUUUUCAAGUCUCAUGAAUGGACUAUUCUCUGAGCUGUUAGCUCUGAAAGCUUUACAUUUCUACACUGAUUCUCUCAUCUGUGACUGUAAUCUCAAAUGGGUCUUACACUGGGCUAGAAAUGCCUCAGUUCGGAUAGCAGAAGAAACAGUUUGUGCUUUCCCAAAGAACUUACAAGGAACAGCAUUUCGGAACCUGAAAGAAAACCAGCUGAUAUGUGCUGGACCUCUGGAGCUGCCUCUUUUUGAACUCAUACCAUCACAGAAACAGGUGGUUUUUCAUGGUGACCGCUUGCCAUUUCAGUGUACGGCAACAUACCUCGAUAAUACUACACAAGUGCAUUGGUAUCAUGAAGGUCGCCUAGUUAAAACUGAUGACGAAAGUGGCUUGUUUGUGGAGGACAGCAUAACACAUGAUUGCUGUUUAAUUACACGUGAGCUUAUUUUAUCCAGCAUUGAUAUUGAUGCAACAGGAAAGUGGGAAUGCAUGGUCAGCAACUCCUAUGGAAACAUCUCUAAGCAGGUGGAAAUUGUUGUGCUGGAAACAGCUGCAGCUUAUUGUCCUGCUGAAAGAAUAGUUAACAAUAAAGGCGAUUUCAGAUGGCCCAAAACUCUGGCUGGUGUAAUUACUUACCAUCCAUGUCUUCAGUAUUCAUUCAAUUCAGCUUCCCUUUUGAAUGGAGCAGAAGAGUCAAAAGCAUGGCGUAAGUGUAACCGCACAGGUUGGUGGGCUGAAGAAAGCUAUUCUGAAUGUCCUUACUCACAAGAAGCAACUCAAGUCCUUCAUGCCUUUAGUCAGAUGCAUCUUAAUUCCACCAAUGCACUUGAAUUUUCCCAUCAGCUUGCAACCUACACAAGAGAUGCUGCCAACUUUGCAGAUAAGGAGGACGUUAUCUAUUUGGCUUACAUGCUAGAAAAGCUAAUCGUAUAUAUGAAUGAAAUAAAAGAUCUUGCAGAUGCUGUAGUUGACAUUGCCAGCAAUAUAAUGCUAGUAAAUGACCAUGUAUUAUGGAUGGCACAAAAGGAAGAUAAAGCUUGUACUAGGAUUGUACAGUGCGUGGAAUAUAUUGCAAAUCACAUUCUGACCAGUAAUACGCAAGUCAUAUCCAAGGUUUCUGUUAAUAUUGCUCUGGAGGCCUUUAUGAUCAAGCCAUCUAGUUUCCUGGGGAUGACUUGCACUGCCUUUCAGAAAAUAUCUACACAUCCAGACCAGUCACUGAGCCAUGUUAGAGGGAACAGGGAGACAGACCAACAUUUGAAUUUUAAAUGCAAUGCUGGCAGUCAUAGUGCCUCUGUGGUGAAUUUAUCUUCAAUGGAUGCUGUGGCAGUAGCUUCAGCUCAUUUGCCGCGAUCUGUCUUCUCUUCGUCUUCAGCCUUGCAAUCUGUUGAUAACUCCUCUUGCAAGCUACAGUUUAUUGCCUUUCGGAAUGGAAAACUCUUCCCGAGCACUGCAAACUCAUCUAACCUUGCAGAUUAUGGGAAGCACAGGACUGUUGGCACGCCAGUUGUCUUCAUUAAAAUAGAUGGGUGCAGUAUCGGAAACCUCACCAGUCCUCUUACUAUAGUGUUGAAGCACUUUACACAGGGUAUAAACCCCAUUGCAGUCUUUUGGGAUUUUGACCUUCUAAAUGGACAUGGAGGCUGGUGGGGAGAAGGGUGCUACAUAAUUAGCUCUGCAGGCAACAUUACUACCCUUCAUAGUACUCACUUGGGUAACUUUGCAGUGCUAAUGGAUCUGAAGACAGUGUUGACCCUCCCCCAGUACCCUGGGGAGUUCCUGCACCCUGUGGUCUAUGCAUGUACUGCUGUCAUGCUGUUAUGCCUGUUUGCUUCAAUUAUCACCUAUAUUGUGCAUCACAGCACAAUUCGAAUCAGCAGAAAAGGCUGGCACAUGCUUCUCAACUUCUGUUUCCAUACCGCUCUCACUUUUGCUGUUUUUGCUGGCGGAAUAAACCGUGUAAAAUACCCUAUUAUCUGUCAAGCGAUUGGCAUAGUAUUGCAUUAUUCUACGCUCUCUACAAUGCUGUGGAUUGGAGUGACUGCAAGGAAUAUUUAUAAGCAAGUCACAAAAAAGCCUCAGACCUCCCAAAACAGUGACCAGCCUUCUUAUCCAAAGCAGCCCUUGCUCAGGUUUUAUCUGAUUAGUGGAGGAGUUCCUUUUAUUAUUUGUGGAAUUACAGCAGCAAUCAACAUAAAUAAUUAUGGGAUAAAAAACUACGCAGAAGCCCAAUUUUGUUGGAUGGCAUGGGAGCCAAGUCUUGGUGCAUUUUAUGGACCAGUCGCAUUCAUCAUCCUGGUCACCUGCGUUUAUUUCCUCUGCACAUACGUGCAAUUGAGGCGUCACCCAGAACGCAAAUAUGAAUUGAAAGAAAGGACAGAAGAUCAGCAGAGGCUGGCAAGUCCUGAAGUUGGCCAUAGUCACAUCACAGAUUCUGGAUCAGUCUCCCAGGCUACAUGUUCAAUGAUUUCUUCUUCCUUGUUGGAAAAUGAGCACUCAUUUAAGGCUCAGCUUCGAGCUGCAACAUUCACUUUGUUCCUGUUUACUGCCACUUGGACCUUUGGUGCACUUGCUGUUUCCCAAGGACACUUCUUGGAUAUGAUAUUUAGCUGCCUGUAUGGAGCAUUUUGUGUGACCCUAGGGCUCUUCAUCCUUAUCCAUCACUGUGCAAAACGAGAUGACGUAUGGCAUUGCUGGUGGUCCUGUUGCCCAUCUAGAAGAAACACAUACUCAGUGCAAGUUAAUGUCCGGCCAAAGGUUAAUGUCAAUGGGGAAAGCCAGAUCCAUGCCCCAUGUCUUCAGGAAUCACCUUGUCCUACUAAAUCUGUUGUUUUUAAUCACCCAGCUCCUAGUCACUGCAAACUUACAAAUCUACAAGCAGUUCAAAACCACGUCAACUGCCUUUCACCUGUCACACCAUGCUGUGCUAAAAUGCACUGUGAUCAGCUCCUUGAAGAUGAAAGUCAUAUUCAUGUACACAACGAGGGGACUUUCAGACCCAACAUGCACAUUCAUAGAUGCUUGAAAAGCAGAACUAAGCCACGAUACUUCAGCCGACAUCGGUCUGCGGGAGAAAGAGAGUAUGCUUACCAUAUUCCUUCCAGUAUUGAUGGCAGCAUCCACAGUUCACACACAGACAGUCCACACAGUGCACAUGACAGUCAGUCAGGCCACAGACGGCCCUGUUGUGCAAAAAAUGAUCCAUAUCCUACCAUCAGUCAACCUGAAAGUAGUGAUGCGAGUACUGUGAUCUACAGUUGCACUAAAAUACCAGAAAGUGAGACAUUGCACCAUGCAGCUCAUUUUGAGAUGCAUCCACGGACACAGUCUUUGCCAUUUAGCACAACCAGCCACAAUGGCAUUCUAAAGGGAAACCUACAUGAAGCCAUGAUCUACAGUUCAGACAGUACAGGAAAUAUCAAAACCGGCCCUUGGAAGAAUGAAACUACUGUGUAGUUGGUGGGCCACUCUUCUCCUUUUUGCAGCUCAGACCAUCUUAGGGUGCAGUCCUAUACACACUUACCUGUGAAUAAGCACUAUUGGACUCAGUGAGGCUUACUUCUGAGUAGACAUGCAUAGGAUUGCACUGUUAGUCUUUGUUUCCCUUCUGAGUAAGAUUCUACAUGUUUGUGUAGCACAUCAGUAAACUGUACAGGUUUUCAACCUAUUGUUUUCUUAAUAAGAGGCUUUUUUAAAAGCAGUGGUAGUUUUGAAAUUAUUUUUAAAAAAAUUAUGGGACAUGGUUGGGGGAGCUAAAAAGUAAAUCCUAGGGCGUAGAGUAGAAUAUGAGACAAUAUCCUUUUGUUACCACACACAGUAAUGUUUCAUUUUAAUUUUUUAAAUAUCCUGCAUUAGCAUCAGACACUUUUAUAUCAGCAUCACAGACUUUCCUUUGUCAUUCAUAUAGCAGAAAACUAGCAGUGGUGAAAGAGGAUGAUUAUUUUCUAACCAGAUCAACACAGCUUUUUAGACCUACAAAGGUGAUACUGCCUCUAAAGACCUUCUGUAGCAUAUGGCCUGUAAAAUCAUGUAGUGUACGGUCACUGUUAUGUCUCCUUUCUGUCUGAGAUAAAUAUUAAGUAAUGUUCCUUGUUAACAUCUGUGGUGCUGUAUUGUUGCAUUUCUUUUUAUUUUAUUUUACUUUAUUUUUGCAUGACACAUGGUCAGGAUAAUACCAUUUGCUGUUUUCUAGUGUGACAUGUGUAAAAUUGGGGCGGGGGGAAAACAUUGUAAAAGGCUGUGACUAUUCAUGUUGGUAUUAAUCUAGAGCAUUUUGAAUCUAUGAAAAAACAGAAAGAAACACUAUUGCACAAGUUUUAAGUGGCACAAUCCUUUGUGUAAGGUUAUAUGAUAGCUUUGGUAAGGGUCCACUCUAAUGUCUCUACAGAGCAUGCACUAUUCAUUGUAUGUGGCACUGUGCAGUGUAAUAGCAACUGUCUCCAUGAGUUUCACUUCUUUGUAUGACUUCUGAAACCAAUCUGCAAGUUGUCCUACUAUCAACUUUUUUAAAACAGCAGCAACAGCAACGGAAAAGUACAGUUUUGUAAUUAACUCUUUGAGGACUACAGUCAUUUACUUCAUUAAUUACUUAGGGCACGAUCCAACCCAAGUUAAAUUUGAAGACCCAUUGAUUUCAAUGGAACAGAGAAAGCAGUGCAUCUUCUUAAACUUUCCUACUAAAAUCAAUGGGAUAUAAAAGUAUUACUUUUCUUCUGGAUCAUUCCCUUCCACUAGCAUGGAGUUGGGAGCAGAUAAGGACUUGUAUACAGUAGGGCCUCACUUACCAGCGAUUCGCUUACUGGCGUUCCGCUAAUGCAGCGGCUUUAAUUCCCCUUUUUAAAGCCGAUUUUGUGGCAUUUUCGUGGCAUUUUCGCAUGACGGACCCCAUUUAUAAUCAAUGGGGUUCCACUUUAUGGCUAUUUCCACUUUACGGCAGGGGUCCGGAAUGGAACCUGCGGUAUAAGCGGGGCCCGCCUGUAUGCAGUAUUGCUUUAUAUAAGAAUAAGAAUGACAAUGUAGUCCACAGUAUUCAAAUAAGGGAAAUCUAUCUCACUUUUAAGGCUGCAAUUUUAAAACCCUUUCUAGGGAGUAAGUCCCAGUGGACACAGUCGGCCUUACUUCCAAGUAAACAUACACAGGAAUUAUAAAUAUAAUUUUAAAGAUAUUUAUUAAUUCUCCAUUUUAGGUGAAAUCCUUUCCCUCCCAUGCCCUUCAGUCCUUUGCCAAAGCAAAUUUGGAAUUGGCUUCAUAUUUCCCUGCAAAUUUGACCCAAAAGUCACAUGACUUUUCAUUGAUUUAUUCUGCUGAGCUCCAGGAUAUUUUGGAUCAGUAGCAUUCUCUGUUCAGGAGGCUUUGGGCAUAUGAACAUCUGGACACAAAGCUCCAACUCACAGUAAAAAUAGGAUUAUAAUUACCCUUAUUUAAAACCCUAUUCAAAACUUUUAAGAGUCUGGUUAUCAGUUGGUGACAUAAUGUGAAUGGGGCUAUACAUCCAAAGAGGGCAGGGCAGAGAGAGUCUGCAAUGAAAAAAAAGACUAGCAUUUCCACAAAUAUAAAAAGAACAAGCACAGUGUUAAAUGGUUGUUAAGAGAAAAUUUAUAGACAUAUCACACUCUUUCAAGUACCCAUUACAUUACUUAUAAUUUAGGGAAUUCCCUGGAAAUGAGCAUUACUUUGUAGGAGAUAUUUUUGUCAAGAUCUUUACAAAAUUCAACUCAUUAUGUGUUCUUAUCAGCAUGUUAUGAAUCCCUCCAUUUAUGAUAUGUAACAAUCUAUUUCCUACAGUGUACAUAACAGAUGGUUAUUAUAAUUGUUGGAAUUAUAUAAAAAUGUGUGUCAGAUGAAUGCGUUCUGCAUUGUUUGCAGGUGGAAAUUAGUACUCAAAGGGUUAAUGCUCAGUAUCUGAGUGCAAGGAAUUUCUUUUUUCCUUUGUGUAUUUUUAUAAAGUAAAAAUAUAUAUUGUAAAUUACAGCAGAUAAUGUAUCCAUUGUGUGUGGUGUGUAUGUGUGUUGUUGUGUGUCUUUCGAAGGUGAACAAAGCAGAAUGCACUAGGUGAGUGUUGAGUUUGAACAGUAUUCAGCCUUUUAUGAUUGCUUCUUUUAGAUGAUACAAAAAGGAAAAAAAUAUUCUGAGCUUUAUUAUGUAUAUGCUUGAAUUCUCUCAGAGCUAAAAUACAGUAUUUUGCAAUGUGUGCAUAAUAUAAUUUCUUUUUCAUCAUUUAUUUUUCCAUGUAUAUGUUACUAUCAUUUCACAACAUUAGUGAAACUAUAUAGGCAUAGAUAUACUAUUAAAUGCCGCACUUCUGUAUCUCAGUGAUAUUUAUAAUACUCUGUAAUAGCUAAGUCCUAGAAGGUCUCUAGAAUAAUGCAAAAUAAUCCACGCACACAGGUCCAUAUGAAAUAGUCACGUUUCAGGAACAAACUCACUGAAGUUCUCCAGCUUGUUUCUAUUGCCAGUGUUGUUCUGUCCAACAAAAAGAGAGAAUUAAAUGGGUGCUGCUUUCCUGAGAUCUUCUGUUAUAAACCUCUCCUGAAUAUUAACGUUCAGUAUUGAUACAACUUCCAUAUUAUGUCUGAAUAUAAAGUUAGCAAAUAUUUCUGGGCUAAUUUGGAAACAAUGUUAUACAAUAAUCUGUUUGCAUUAUUUUUUUAAAGAAAAUAUACAAUAUAAUUGCAGAGUAGG